AUGGUGUGGACAACAAAGUUGACGAUUGCAACCGAAUGUAUAAUUGCAUUAAAAUAUUAUGUCUUCUACAGUUCAUCGUGGAGAUUGUUUCAUAAAAUUUUGCUGGGUUGUUUGGGUUACGCUGUUACUGGGGUGGUCGGUGGAAUUUCGCUAGUGGUAGCAUCUGCGGAAAGUAAAUAUCGUUCAUCAAUUUCGCCUUAUUGUCGUACUUCUCAAAUAAUGGGCAAAAAAUUUUCAAUUUAUCAUUUACUGAGUACCGCUCUUUCUUCUGCGAUAGGAUUUGCAAUUUCUCUUGCCGUAUAUACUGUUAUGAAACGUUCACAGGUGAGUGUUAAUCCUGCAAUAAAACUGAAUUUCUCUGUGUUAUGCUAAUA
This is a messenger RNA of Enterobius vermicularis (human pinworm), 374 nucleotides long. The record is from the annotation of a GenBank genome assembly. Lineage: Eukaryota; Metazoa; Nematoda; Chromadorea; Rhabditida; Oxyuridae.